Sparassis crispa is the source of this 777-nucleotide messenger RNA. RefSeq lists its product as hypothetical. Gene Ontology annotation, molecular function: zinc ion binding; nucleic acid binding. The coding region runs from base 1 to 777 and encodes 258 amino acids. The record is from RefSeq and is a predicted model, not a curated record. Lineage: Eukaryota; Fungi; Basidiomycota; Agaricomycetes; Polyporales; Sparassidaceae. The transcript has a single exon.
AUGCUGAUGCAGCAGCGUGCCGCGGCGAUGUUCAGUACUACCCCAAGUACCACCGCUGUGUGGAGUCAGAUUAACCUUGACAAGGAGAAGCCACUCCUUGAUGCCGAGACCUUGAUGGCACUCGUUCUUGAGAAAUGGGAUCGCCGGAAGAUGUUGAAGGGUGCUAUGCCAAAGGCAAAGGAUCUCAGUGUCGCAGCCAGCAUGGUGUUGAGUGAGAAGCCAAAAGGUGGCAAGGGAAAGGGUCUGCGCAAGCCUGUUGGUGUGUGUUGGAACUGCGGUGGCAAGAGACACAAAGAGGCUGACUGCCCGACUCCAAAGCAGGGCAGUAAAGAUAAGGACAAGGGCAGCAAAAGUGCCGAGCCAUCCAAGUCCACGUCGAAGCCUAUCGCAGUGUCAGCAGUCACCCUUGACGACAUUGCAGGUGCCUGGUCAGCAUUCAUACCUGCCGACUUCUCGGAUGACAGUGUGUCAUCUGUGCUGGACCUCUGGUCUGUCAGCGAUGACAACUCAGAUUAUAGUGCACUCACAGAGGCCUCCACUGACAAUGUCGAGAUGCCAGACUUGGUGUCCGUGUCAAACUCGUCUGCCAGCGAGUUCGAUGAUGAGAGCGCGAGUGAUGCACAAAGCUGUGAUGUCGGCGAUGCCAUCUCGCACGAGGACGGUCUUAAGGUUGCCAGGGCACACAAAGCUGCCCGCCACAUCAGGAAAACCCAACUUUCUCUUAAGAGAACACUUAACUGCCUUAAACAGACUUAUAGUUCUUAUUUGAGGAAAUAA